AUGGGACUCAAAGACAGCCUAGGCGGUAUCAAUAUCACACGGAGAAAGAUUUUACGUGAGCCAAUCUCAUCCCUAGGCUUGGUUAUCAGCACAUCAAGAAUAGUGGAAGUUGAUGAAAAAUCAGGUCAGGUAGUGGAUGAGAUAUCUUCUGAUAAUGGUGAGUCACAUGCCAAACCAGCAACUCUAGAGAGAGGCUUAAAAUCAAGACAUGCGCAAUUAAUUGCCAUAGGUGGUGCUGUUGGUACCGGGUUGUUUGUUGGUUCAGGUGCUGUGUUGGUCACUUGCGGACCAGCUUCACUUUUCCUUUCCUAUGUGAUAAUGUCAACAGUAGUUUACUUCGUUUUGCAAAUGUUGGCGGAAAUGACGAUUUUCUUGCCAUUGCCAGGAAAUGGUCCAUUGGCUUUCAUUAAUGAUUUCUUGUCCCCAUCAUUUGGUUUUGCUUUAGGAUGGAAUUAUUGGUAUGCUUUUAGUGUGUUGGUGGGGGCUGAAGUCACUGCAGCUGCUGUGGUUGUUGAAUACUGGACAAAGUCAGUAAGCACGGCCGUGUGGAUCACCAUCUUAUUAGCACUAAUUAUUUUCAUGAAUAUGACAUCGGUCAAGUUCUUUGGUGAAGCUGAGUUUUGGUUUGCGUCUUUGAAAUUGAUUGCGUUGCUUGGGUUGAUUAUUUUGAGUAUUGUGUUGUUCUUUGGUGGAGGACCAAACCAUGACAGAUUGGGGUUCAGGUACUGGAAACAUUCACCAUUCAAAGAGCAUCUAACCGGUGGGUCAACGGGUAGGUUUCUAAGUUUGUGGACAGCCAUAAUCAAGUCGGGGUUUUCAUAUAUUACAUCACCAGAAGUUGUUUCAACCACAAUGGGAGAAACUGUAGCACCCAGAGCAAAUGGCGCCAAGGCCGCUCGUCGAUUCAUAUACCGUUUGAUAUUUUUUUACGUUUUAGGGUCAUUAAGCAUUGGUGUUAUUGUUAGUUCAAAUGAUAAAAAGUUGUUUGGUGGUGCUUCGGAUUCAUCGGGAAGUCCAUUCACAAUAGCCAUUCAAAAUGCUGGUAUAAAGGGGCUAAAUCAUGUUAUAAAUGUAGCCAUUUUGAUUUCAGCCGAAUCGGCAGGCAACUCAUUCUUGUACUCGGCAUCCAGAGCAUUGUUUUCCAUGGGUCAAGUUGGCAAUGCUCCUCGGUUCUUUGCUAGAGUUAAUCGCUUUGGUAUACCAAUUUACAGUGUUGCUGCUUCUUCAUUGUUUGGAUUUUUGUCAUACUUGAAUGUGUCAUCUGCUUCAGCCAAUGUCUUUAGCUGGCUCUCAAAUAUUUCAACAAUUUCAGGAUUUAUUGGAUGGCUAGCAAUUGGGUUUGCUUAUCUCCGAUGGAGAAAAGCAAUCAAGUUCCAUGGUCUUUCAGAUCGUGUUCCAUAUAGAUCGUACUUGGAACCUUAUGGUGCAUACUACGUUAUAUUUAUGAUGUCAAUAAUUACAAUCACCAAUGGAUAUGCCGUGUUUUUUGAUUUCAAUGGUGCUGAUUUUGUUGCUGCUUAUAUAACCCUUCCUAUAGUGGUUGUAUUGUAUUUCGGACACUGGUUCUAUGAACGGUUCUACAAAAAGAACAAGCUUUGGUUGAUUCCAAUUGAGAAUAUUGAUUUGAUAACCAACUUGGAUUUGAUUGAAGAAGAAGAGCAAAGCUAUGAACCGCGAGUGCCCAAGAACUUCUUACAAAGAUUUUGGUUCUGGUUAGCCUAA
This is a messenger RNA of Lodderomyces parapsilosis, 1722 nucleotides long. RefSeq lists its product as uncharacterized. The transcript has a single exon. The record is from RefSeq and is a predicted model, not a curated record. Gene Ontology annotation, cellular component: membrane. Gene Ontology annotation, molecular function: amino acid transmembrane transporter activity. Lineage: Eukaryota; Fungi; Ascomycota; Pichiomycetes; Serinales; Debaryomycetaceae. Bases 1 to 1722 code for a protein of 573 amino acids. Gene Ontology annotation, biological process: amino acid transmembrane transport.